Messenger RNA from Labrus bergylta (ballan wrasse), 3565 nucleotides. It is a transcript of the gene mapk8ip1a, whose product is annotated as mitogen-activated protein kinase 8 interacting protein 1a. Gene Ontology annotation, cellular component: cytoplasm. The record is from RefSeq and is a predicted model, not a curated record. Gene Ontology annotation, molecular function: MAP kinase scaffold activity; JUN kinase binding. Gene Ontology annotation, biological process: regulation of JNK cascade; JNK cascade. Lineage: Eukaryota; Metazoa; Chordata; Actinopteri; Labriformes; Labridae.
AAGAAGGGGUAAGAGAGAGGGAGAUAGAGGAGGGUGGGGGAGGCCUUGUCCGAGCUGUGGAGCGCCGAACCGGGCUUAAUAAAGGAGGAGGAAGAGGAGGAGGGAGGGAGGAAGCUAUCACCUGUUAGAGGGGGCUCAAACCUGUGCUGUCAUGGAUAAAUAUCGACCAAAGAGGCCGACCACCCUGGCUCUGUUCCCUCAACUGCCACAAGCCGGCACCCAGGACUGCAUUAACAACAACUCUUUUGGAAAGAAGGACAGCUGGAAGGACUCCCACUCCUCCUCCCCACACAUAACAGGAGACCUCAUACCACCUGAUAGCCAACAAAAACCAGAGGACAAAGUCCGACGCAGCACGCGGCGCCCAGCCCCAAAACCCCCCACUGCCAAUGGAGCUAAUGGAAAAACCAACACUCAGACAGCUGCUGCCGCUGCAGACGCACGCACUCGGCCGCAGGAAAAACAGGGGCUCAGAGCCACACACACAAAUCCCUCCAGCACACCAAGGAGUCAGAGGAAAGCAGCAGGAGGAGGAGGAGGAAGAGGCAAAACAGUAGGAAGAGCAACGACAGCGAUGAGAGAGAGGACCCUUGGGGACAUCAGGGGGAAGGACGGGGUGACAGUGGGGAAGGAAGAGAAAAGAGGAGGAAGACUGUGUGAGGAGUCCAGGGGGAAAGAGAAGGAGAAGAAUGGACAUCAGAGGUCAAAAGAAACCAAUGGACUGAAAAACAAGGGGGUUGAUGGGAAAGGAAAAGUAGGUGCUAAAGGGGGUAAUAAAGGAGCGGGAUUCAAGCUGAAUAACAUUCUGUGUAACCAGGAAGUUUAUCUGCCCGCCAUGGUGGUCCCACGUACACCUGUAGCACCAAGAAAUCAGGAGAAGACCCAAGACCAAGGCCAAAACCAUGACAGGACUCAGGACAAUCCCCUUGUUCUCUCCCGGUCCAGCAGUGAGGGAGGCUCAAACAGAAUGUCCCUCAGCUCAGACACUGAGGGCCCCCCACCAGGGCCCCUGAAUCCGUCUCUGUCCCACCGAGCCAACCCUGACAUCACUGAGGAAGAGGGGGAAGGAGAUCCGACUACCUGCAUGAACAUCCAGAAUGGUCCGACCUGCUGCCUUGACGGCAACAAAAACAGAGAGAUGGGCUGUAAAAAGUCAGAGGUUAUCACAGGGAGAGGAAGAGGUGAUGGUAAGUCUGAGGUGCAUCGUACCAACCUUGUCACAAAGGAAGAGUGUGCGGGUGCUCAGACUGUACCAAAGAGUGAAGCUUCAGCGGGUUUAAAUUAUGACUCUGUUAAAUACACUCUGGUGGUCGAUGAACAUGCUCAAUUGGAGCUGGUCAGCCUCAAGGACUGCUUGCACGGUUACAACGAGCACAAUGAUGACAGCGAUGCAGAGACAGUCUAUCAGUCAGCCAAUGAGGAGGAAGACCCGGAGUAUAAGGAGGAGAGGAGGAGGAGAGAGGAAGCGAGGCAGGAAGAAAGGAGAAAAGAGGAGGAAAAGCAGAGACUUGAGGAGGAGGAGUCCAAAAAGAGGAGGGAAGAAGAUAUGCAGAGGAGGAGGGAGGAGGAGGUGAAGAGAAGGAGGGAAGUUGUGGCUAGAAUCUGCAAGCAAUCCAAAGUCAUAUCGACCAUAACCUCAGAGGAAGAAGAGUCUAAUGGAGGAAGAGCCGAAGCUUCCAGGAGUAGGAAAUUCCUCAACCUAUUUACUAACAAAGGCAGCAAUUACAGUGCCACAGGGGCUGCAUCAUUCGGCAUGUUCUCCUGUGUUUUGGAUGGAGUGGAGAGAGAGCAGAGCCACAGAGCUGCCUACCGGUUUGUCCCUCGUCAUGUCGAUGAGCUUCACCUAGAGACAGAUGACCCCGUGUUGGUGUUGAACCAAUGUGAGGACCUGUGGUGUCAGGGUUACAACAUGAGGACUGGAGCUACUGGAAUAUUCCCUGCCUUCUACGCUGUCAAGGUGUCCAAAGAUAGUGACCAAGUCCAAAGAGAUGGUUGGACAGAGCAGUUCAUGGUGAGAUUCCUCGGUUCAGUUCAGGUCCCCAUCCAUACAGGCAACGACGUGCUGUGUGCUGCAAUGCACAAGGUGGCGUGUAACAGGCGGUCCACAGGUCAGCCUCCUCCAAACUGUGUGCUGGAGGUCAAUGUGAAGGGUGUAAAGAUCACCGUCCAGGACCAGUGUCACUCCGCGCACAGGGGGGACCAGUGUUUCCAUUUCUUCCAGUUGAAGAACAUCUCCUUCUGUGGCUGUCACCCAAAACACAGCAAGUAUUUUGGUUUCAUCACCAAGCAUCCUGACCAACAACGCUUUGCUUGUCAUGUGAUGAUGUCAGAGACAACGUUGUAUCCUCUGGCUGUGUCUGUAGGGAAGGCCUUCCAGCAGUAUUACAAACAACACGUCGGUUACUCCUGUCCCACUGAAGACAUCUUCAUUGAAUAACACCUGCCCCCCUCUCACACGAUGUACUGAAUACUCACUAUGUGCAUGUAAGCCCAGUCUUACACCACAAACUGGAUCACAGAUAUAUCUCCGUGCAUGGUGGAUUUCUUUUCUUAGUGGCAUCCAGUGAUACAGCAAUCUUCUCCUUCCUUUGGCCGUGUCACAAUAGAAAAACCUCUUUGGAUGGAUAGGAUCAAACAAGCUGUUCCUGACUAUGAGAGCAAAUGUAACAUAGACCUCCCCAAAAACAAAUGCAAAUAUUUGAUAGUGAUAUAUUUUACGAGCUAAAAUUACUGACAGGUAAGUAUUUGAUGUAAAACAGUAGGGAUAGCCUUCAGGAUGAUGGAGGUAAUUUAUUGACAGAAUAUUUAGAACAUAGUGUUUGGGCUUGCAGAGUCAGUUUGGCAACUAAUCAAUGAAAUAAAACAUUAACCAAAAAAAUAAGAUGGUAAUAAUGGUCGAACGCUAAAUUCACAAGGAUUUCAACUUCUGGGACAAAAAAUGUCAUCAAAGAUUUAUGGCAAAAUAUAAAAAUUUAUUGUCUAAAUAUGAUAUAUUUUUACUAUUUGUAAACCAAUAUUUUAAUAUAGCCAUUCAGUGAGGUAAGCUAAACCCUUUUACAUUUUAAAUGGACAAAUACACUAAUAACGUUUAGUCUUAUUUUAUGUCAGGGCACAAGUGUCUAUCUCUGCAGCUCGAGUUCAAAACCAAUUCUAAAAAGCUCAGAAUAUUUAUUCCAGUGUGCAAACCAGUGAAUUUAUAUGCAAAGGUCUUGUAAAUAUGUGAACCACAAGGAAAUUGGCUUGCAUAUUUUGAAAGAAACUGUAGCUAAAUUUAGUUAUUUAUGAAAGUUGUGUUCAUACCAAAAGCAAAGCAAAGUUUUACCUCAGUAUUUGUAUUUCAUCAUUUUGGGAUGACUUGUUUUUAUUUAUAUUGGUAUGACAGAAUUACCAGGCCCUGUUGUGUCUGGUUUCAAAACAUUAUUUAUAGGCACCCAGCUUUUUCAUUUCAUCGCCUUCCCAAAAAACUAUGUCUGGAUUAACGUUACUUAUAUGAUCCCGUAUCAUAUAAAAUACACUUUACAAUUUUUUUUCUAACACUAAUAUGUGUCUCUCACCUGUCGACAAA